AUGGAGCAACCCCCUGGUUUUGCUAACCCACAGUUUCCGGACUAUGUAUGUCAUCAUAAAAAGGCCUUAUAUGUGUUAAAACAAGCUCCUCGUGCCUGGUUUCAACGCUUAAGCAUGUUUCUUUUACAACAAGGAUUUCGAUGCAGUCAUUCAGAUUCCUCACUUUUUGUUUUUCACAAGAACUCAUGCAUUUUAUAUUUGGUUGUUUACGUGGAUGACAUUAUUCUUAUAGGAAAUGAUGAGACUUCCAUUAAAAACUUUAUCACACGCUUGCAUACUGAGUUCUCUAUUAAAGACAUGGGUACCCUCAAUUAUUUCUUGGGCCUUGAAGUUGCUUAUACUCCUGAUGGUUUAUUUUUAAAUCAGUCCAAGUAUGCUCAUGAUAUAUUGACACGUGCGUCUUUAUUAGAUUCUAAACCUGUGGCUACUCCCUUGAGCACUAAUCAUACAUUUUUUUCCACUAGCACUCCUUAUUCCGAUCCAACUCACUAUCGUUUAUUAGUAGGUGCGCUACAAUACUUUACUAUCACUCGUCCUGAUCUUUCUUAUGCUGUCAAUCAGGCAAGGCAGUUUUUACAUGCUCCAACUAUUGAUCACUUUCAAAUGGUCAAACGCAUUUUGCAUUAUGUAAAGGGUACUCUUGCGUAUGGUCUUCAUUUUUCCAACAAAUCUUUGACCUCUUUAACUGGCUACUCAGAUGCGGAUUGGGCGCGUUGUAUCGAGACUAGACGCUCCACAUAUGGAUAUUCUAUUUUCUUGGGUGGUAACCUUGUCUCUUGGAGUGCUAAGAAACAGCCAACAGUUUCAAGAUCCAGUUGUGAAUCAGAAUAUCGUGCCAUGGCCAACACUGUUGUUGAGCUCAUUUGGGUUACUCAUCUUCUUUGUGACCUACAUGCUUUACCUCCGGGACGCCCUACAUUACUGUGUGAUAAUCUCAGUGCUUUUUUUCAGAGUCAAAAUCCCGUUUCCCACAAGCACGCCAAACAUAUUGAUAUUGAUUAUCAUUUCGUUAGACAAUUAGUUUCUUCAAGGAAACUUCAUACGAAAUUCAUUCAUACCAAGCUCCAGGUGGCUGACAUCUUCACCAAACCGUUGCCCAGACCAUUAUUUGAAGAUUUUCGCAGCAUGUUGCAUGUGUCAUCUCCAUCGGUUCGCUUGAGGGGGGAGGGGGGGGGGGGGGGUGUUAACGAUAAGAGAUAG
This is a messenger RNA of Lactuca sativa (garden lettuce), 1200 nucleotides long. The record is from RefSeq and is a predicted model, not a curated record. NCBI's taxonomy places the organism in Eukaryota, Viridiplantae, Streptophyta, Magnoliopsida, Asterales, Asteraceae.